Molecule: messenger RNA, 690 nt
Organism: Caenorhabditis remanei
Lineage: Eukaryota; Metazoa; Nematoda; Chromadorea; Rhabditida; Rhabditidae
Exons: 4
Coding region: 1-690 (229 amino acids)
Source: RefSeq, a predicted model, not a curated record
AUGUCGAUUCAACUCUUUUGGAUCUUUUUUGUUUCUACAUUCAUCCUCCACUCAUCUGAAUCGAAACCGAUAGACCUGGUAGCUGUGGUUAACGAUACUAAUAAUUUGCGACGUGAGGCAGCUGAAGAGUUUAAAAUUCCUUAUAUGCAUGAGUUGAUCUACGAUGCAACUCUCUACCAACAAUUUGAUCUGAUUGACAAUGAUGACAUCCCCUGGUUCACUCCUAUUUCGCGUGAUUUCUUUUCAGCACAGUUUGAUGUGUUUAAGAACAAACGCGGCGAGAUGAAGAUAUAUUCUUAUCGAGAAAACCCACUAAGUGAAGUGAAGAAUCCCUACACCGCUCAGUACCUUUCCCCACUUCAAAAACGAAUCCGAUGCUUAACAAGGGAGAAUGGUACGCUCAAAUGUGUUUUGGGACCAAUAAGAGAAACAAUGUGGUGGUACUACUCAGAAGGAUCUCCUGGAUCCAGAUGUGAUGAUGAUUACUAUAACAAUGAGGGACUGUGUACCAGAUUCCAGACUACAACUACAAGAAAGACCACAGCAACCACUUCUUUGAACACAGUCACAACUGAGAAACCAUAUCCAACUAUUGAUGCAGAGGAGGAAGAAGAAUGUGAAUGUUCAGUGUCUACUUGUGUCAAAAUAACUUUUAUUUUUAUUACGCUUUUUGUGCAUUAUUUGGUUUAA